GCGGUGCCCGGACGCAGGUGCCGGCCGAAGCAGUGCAAGCACUGGCUGACGGGCCGGGCCGGGCCGGGACCGGGCCAGGGAGAACCAAGGGGCCUGCGCGGCCGCCCGGCCCGGCCGCGGAUCAGGUAGGCACAGAACAGCAGCGGGUCGGGCCCGAGGAUACAGGCGCGUUCCCCUGUCGCGGGUUCGAGGCCCGAACUCAAUCCUCGGGCGGGACAGCACCCUUGGCCUCAGUCCUGCUUGGGACGCAGGCACACCAGUUUCCAUUUCGAGAAAGAUGAGAGGUCUCCAGCCUUCGGCACACAGUAGAAAUCUCUCUGAGCCUCGGUUUCCCCGUCUGUGGAAAGUGGGUCAUCCAGGAGCCAUCCUAAUUUAGGAGGUGUUUGGUGAGGAAAACGACCGGCAUACAGAAGGAGGCUCCUGGGACCAUGGGCCUUGGGCCCUGAGGACAAGAGGCUCCCUGUGGCCAUGACGACAGGCGACUGCUGCCACCUCCCUGGCUCCCUGUGUGACUGCUCUGGCAGCCCCGCCUUCUCGAAGGUUGUGGAGGCCGCGGGUCUUGGGCCACCGCAGUAUGUGGCACAGGUGACUUCAAGGGAUGGCCUGCUGCUCUCAACCGUCAUCCGGGCCUUGGACACACCGAGUGACUGUCCCUUUUGCCGGAUCUGCCAUGAGGGAGCCAACGGGGAGAGCUUGCUGUCCCCUUGCGGCUGCACUGGCACACUGGGAGCUGUGCACAAGAGCUGCUUGGAGAAAUGGCUGUCCUCUUCCAACACCAGCUACUGCGAGCUGUGCCACACGGAGUUUGCGGUGGAAAAGCGGCCCCGACCUCUCACAGAGUGGCUGAAGGACCCCGGGCCUCGGAGCGAGAAGCGGACACUGUGCUGUGACAUGGUGUGCUUUUUGUUCAUCACACCACUGGCGGCCAUCUCGGGCUGGUUGUGCCUGCGAGGGGCCCAGGACCAUCUACGCCUGCAUAGCCGGCUAGAGGCUGUGGGGCUCAUCGCGCUCACCAUCGCUCUCUUUACCAUCUAUGUCCUCUGGACACUGGACUGCCCCUGCAGGUCUCUUUCCGAUACCAUUGCCAGCUGUACUCUGAGUGGAGAAGGACCAAUCAGAAAGUACGCCUGAAGAUUCGGGAAGCAGAUGGCUCUGAGGACCCCCAGCACUCCCUGCUGGCUGCUGGACUCUUGAAAAAGGUGGCAGAAGAGACGCCUGUAUGAAGGCCUCGCUGGCAGGGCCAAGUGGUAAUGAAGAGGCCAGAGCUGGAUGGCAGUGCCCUGGCAUUUGGAAGGACUGAAGCUGCCCAACCUUUCAUACCCAGCCACGAUGCUUCCAAGGCCAAGAGCCACAGCAAGCAGAGCCUGUUCUGUGAUCCUGUGUGAAUAGAUUUUCCAAAGUUCUUUUUUGUUUUGCACACUGUUGUACAUGACAAGGACAGAUGGACAUGGACCGAGCUUCGGAUAGACCGGGCACCCCCAUCUGAUUCUGAGACCUGUUUGGCACCUUCUUGGCCAGCAGCUAUGGCUGGUUGUGUCAAGAGCACUAUUGGGCUGGAAGGUUCCAGCAAGCUUCUUGCACUACUCUGCACCUGGCAGGCUCGCUUUCCUGGCACUCUCGACUUUAUAAAAUUGUACUGCAUUUCAAAAGCCCACCCUGAAUGAAUAAAAGGAGCCCUUGCUGGAUAAAGUGGA
Messenger RNA from Nannospalax galili (Upper Galilee mountains blind mole rat), 1694 nucleotides. It is a transcript of the gene Marchf2, whose product is annotated as membrane associated ring-CH-type finger 2. Bases 469 to 1131 code for a protein of 220 amino acids. The record is from RefSeq and is a predicted model, not a curated record. Gene Ontology annotation, biological process: protein ubiquitination. Lineage: Eukaryota; Metazoa; Chordata; Mammalia; Rodentia; Spalacidae. Gene Ontology annotation, molecular function: ubiquitin-protein transferase activity; zinc ion binding. The transcript has 5 exons.